Messenger RNA from Polyodon spathula (Mississippi paddlefish), 1077 nucleotides. Its product is annotated as homeobox protein six1b. The record is from RefSeq and is a predicted model, not a curated record. The transcript is spliced from 2 exons. Gene Ontology annotation, cellular component: nucleus; transcription regulator complex. Lineage: Eukaryota; Metazoa; Chordata; Actinopteri; Acipenseriformes; Polyodontidae. Gene Ontology annotation, molecular function: RNA polymerase II cis-regulatory region sequence-specific DNA binding; DNA-binding transcription factor activity, RNA polymerase II-specific. The coding region runs from base 215 to 1069 and encodes 284 amino acids. Gene Ontology annotation, biological process: regulation of transcription by RNA polymerase II.
UUUAAGGCUGACAUAACUAGAAGAGGAACAAAUUGUCCCAACAAUCAACAUCUAAAACUCCAGAGAACAUCAGCGGUGGAUACUGUCACUCUAACCGGAUUUCAUAGACACCCCAAAACACUUUCGAAGAUAAUUAUAAACCGCCUUUUAAUAUACAUUCCUCUUUUCAGAGGACGUGUUAUUUCGCCGUGAGAAUUACUGCCCUCAAAGCGCCAUGUCAAUGCUGCCUUCAUUCGGCUUUACCCAGGAGCAAGUGGCCUGUGUGUGUGAGGUGCUCCAGCAAGGGGGGAACUUGGAAAGACUGGGACGGUUUCUGUGGUCCCUUCCCGCGUGUGACCAUCUACACAAGAACGAAAGCGUCCUGAAAGCUAAGGCGGUGGUAGCGUUUCACCGUGGCAAUUUCAGAGAACUGUACAAAUUACUAGAGAGCCACCAAUUUUCCCCACACAACCACCCCAAACUCCAGCAGCUGUGGCUGAAGGCGCACUACGUCGAGGCAGAAAAACUGAGAGGAAGACCUCUGGGCGCAGUCGGGAAAUACAGGGUACGAAGAAAAUUCCCUUUGCCCCGGACAAUUUGGGACGGGGAAGAAACCAGCUACUGCUUUAAGGAAAAAUCCAGGGGCGUACUGAGGGAAUGGUACACCCACAACCCGUACCCGUCUCCGCGGGAGAAGAGAGAAUUAGCGGAGGCCACGGGACUCACCACAACGCAAGUCAGCAACUGGUUCAAAAAUAGAAGACAGCGGGACAGAGCCGCAGAAGCUAAAGAAAGGGAGAACAGUGAAAACAACAACUCUGGCAACAACAAACAGAACCAGCUAUCCCCACUGGAUGGGGGCAAAUCUCUAAUGUCAAGCUCAGAAGACGAGUUUUCGCCCCCGCAGAGCCCUGAUCAGAACUCAGUCUUACUGUUGCAGGGAAAUAUGAACCACUCUGUGGGCUCCAGUUAUCCCUUGACCGGUCUAAGCGCUUCUCAGUCUGUUCAUAGCAUUCAAGGACAUCCGCACCAGCUCCAAGACUCUCUUCUCGGACCCCUAACUUCUAGCCUUGUGGAUCUUGGCUCUUAAACAACAAA